AUGGGUGUCCAGGAUCUGCAGGAUCAUGUGCUGGUGCAGUGCGACUUCGAAAUCUUCGGUCAGGUGCAAGGAUGUGGCUUCACCAAGCACUGCCGAGACAACUGUCUGGCGCUCGGCAUCAAAGGAUGGGUGAAAAACUCCAAGCAGGGCACCAUCAUGGGCAAGAUGCAGGGCGCCAAGGGUGACGUCGGCAAAAUGGUCGAGUGGCUCUCCAAAACGGGAUCGCCGGGAUCAAAAAUCGAUAAAGCAGAGUUCAUCAACUGGGGAACCUGUUCGCGGUUUGCGUUCACGGACUUUGCUAUAAGAUUCUAGGCCCCACUCUUAAUGAUAAGCAGCGCUGUAUUCUAAUUUAAUUUGCUUAAUUUACGUUAGGGUGCUAUAGGGAAGAUGUUCUAUGCUGGAGACGAAGAGAAACGACUUGCCGGUUGGUGGUGCUUGAUUAACCGAGCAUUCACGACCAGGAUCGACCAGUGUGAGCUUCUAGAUGAUAUUACUAUAUUGUAUUUUGUCAGUGUAUGUUUUAAUGAUUGUUCUGUUGUGGGACAAUUUAGAUACUGUUACAUCAGCACUGUAUUGGAUUUACUGGUAUGAAAGAGAGGAAGAGGAAAGGAACGAAGAGAGAAUUUUUACGCACGUAAUGAAAACUCACCGCUUUGUAGCACGAAAACUGUUGCAGUGUCAACGUUAUUUUGGUUCCAAAACACGUACGCUUCACACGGCGUAGCUAAUGGCAAAACUUGCCACUUAUUCAACACGCCUAAAAGCAAAGAAAACAUAAAUAAUACUUGCUAUUUAUCGUCCAGGAUGAACGAAACUCUUCAUAGGAUA
This is a messenger RNA of Anopheles coustani, 828 nucleotides long. RefSeq names its product acylphosphatase-2. The transcript is spliced from 3 exons. NCBI's taxonomy places the organism in Eukaryota, Metazoa, Arthropoda, Insecta, Diptera, Culicidae. The record is from RefSeq and is a predicted model, not a curated record. The coding region runs from base 1 to 312 and encodes 103 amino acids. Gene Ontology annotation, molecular function: acylphosphatase activity.